GCAGCACUCCCGGAAAGCUGCUGUGUAUAUAUCAGAUUAGAGAAACUAACUGACAUGUAAUAUUAAACUUUAAAAGACACCAUUUGUUUAUGGAGUCACAAACGUCAUUAUGUUUUUAUAUACUUUUAAUGGAGCAGCCUCCAAUGCCUUCUCUUUAACUGGGCCGGCCAACUGCUCCAUAUUUGGAUUACACAUUCACACACACUCUUACGCACGCCUCCACACACUCACUCCCUCCGUCACACACUCACUCACUCACUAACUCACUGGAGGUGGGGGCACGGAGCGAUAGAGCUAUUAGCUCGGCUGCAGUAGACCUUGUACGAGCGGAGGGGAGACGAUUCCACCCGGCAGUGCGCGAGAACGCACGGAGAGCCUCGCGCUUCCCUGCCCGUUAUACCGUACAGGAAUGGUGAGGGCUGUUGGAGCCAGGCAGACGCAGACGUGGACAGACAGAGUGGGAAUCACGAGCCGUCCCCUCAGACAGCAGGAGAGAUUUAUCCAUCCCUAUCCUAGUGGUUUUAUCUGGACUCUCCUCUCCAACUGAACCUGGUUAAGAUCUGCCUGUAUCAUCCUACUGGGCUGUGCUGGAGGCCUGCGCUGAAACUACGAGUCGUGUUGGGAUUGUAACGACUUCAAUGGGCUGCAACACUCACUGAAACACUGGAGGCAACUGAAUGAGGUUCUUCCUGCAGUCCUGGAGACUCGCUCUCAGAGGGAAAUGAUUCCGCAUGAAUUGCAUGGACCGCUCUCCCACAGCAGGUGUGACUUCCGUUGCUUAAGACUGAAAUCUGUGUCCAUCUGACCAUAGGCACAGGACACAUCCCCUCACACCACCCACUCUCCUCUCUACCCCAUCCCCAUCCUCGCUCCGAGCCAGUCAGUGGGAGGGCACACUCUGUUAGCAAUACAAACAGAGACCAAGAGGCAGAGGAAAAGAGCCAAAAAAGACGAGGAAGAAACAUCCAGAAAGAGUGGUACAAGAUUCCCAGACACCAUGAAGUCAAACCAGGAGCGGAGCAAUGAAUGCCUGCCCCCAAAGAAGCGUGAAAUCCCAGCAAGCACUCUGCCCUCAGAGGAGAGGCCCAUGGUGAUGGCGCCUGCCAAUGAGAGCCAGCGUUCGGGAAACCUGGCCUGGCUUGCCAGUUUGGCAAGCGGACAUGACAGAGGGCGGCAGCACUACAGCACCUCCUCAGAACCUGAUGGGCCUCAAUACAAACCGUUGUCAGCCACGCUUGAGAGCACACCUCCCUCGUCCAUGCACUUAACCAGAGCUCACACUGCAGUGACCACCAUACCUGCUGUGUACACGUCACCCCUCUCUCAGCCUGCUGGCACUAUCCAGUACACACCCCUGCCUCACAAUCUUCACUUCAUCAGCUCUCCGUACUCUACACCAUAUGCUGGCUACAUCUCACCUCUAGUUCCCCCUUCGGUUGCCACCACUACCACACAACGUGAGAUUUAUGCCAGCACCUCCAUUUCUCCAGCAUCCAAAAUUGACCAGCACCACCAAUUGGGCCGUCCUCCUGGCAUGGUCACAACGGACAACACCUCUUCGCCCCACUCCACCCAAUACAUCCAAAUUGCUGGUUCUCCUCUAAGCUUAUCUCCUCGGACUGCUCCGUCACCCCAUGCUCACUUGCCUCCACACUUACACCCUCACCACACGCUCCCAAUCAGUGGCCCCACGCCAGUCUUUCACAUCACACACACAGAUGGACCUUUACCCAAGAGGGAGGAGACAAGACCCAGGGAGGUUCUGAACGGAGAGCUGGAGAAGGAUAGACGCUUUGGUCCAUCUCCCGAAUCUAGUGCAGGGAAGCAGGGCAGCACUGCCAAAGGGGGUUCCUCCACCCAACAGCACCAGAUCCACCAGCAUCAGAGCCCACGUCACUAUGAGGCUCGGCAUGUGGUGCUACCUGCCGAAUAUGCGCAGGACAGUGCAGCCAUGCGGACCUCGUUGGUGUUGGUACCCAACAGUCAUAGCUCCGGUGGUGCUGAUCCCAGAGGUACACCUGACAAGCUGCCUCCCCCAACAUCCCACACUGAGAAAGGAGGGAUUUGUGCAGGCAAACCUGUAUCCCGCAGUUCCUCCUCCUCGGCCUCCCUUACAUUUCAUCCUCCCCCUCCACCUGUGGACAGUCUGAAGGGGGCAGUUACCACACUGUCUCCUCAUACAGUCAUCCAGACCACACAUAACACCACAGAGUCACUCUCCCUGGGCCUCCCCUCCACCAAUUUCUACUCUGCUCAGCAGCCCAUUAUCGGUUACAUUGCCGGCACAGGACACCAGCAACCUCUCAGCUACCACACCAGCCUAUCCCAGCACCUGGUCAUCCCUGGAACUCAGCCGGUCAUCAUCCCAGUGAGUGGAACUGAAGCUACUGCUACAUCGACCCCACCGCCCUUGCCUGCGGCACUGCCCCAUGCUUUCGUCACCUCAAUGGCCCCAAAAGUAGAGACUUUUGAGGCUCCAGCCCCUUACCCUCACCCUGCUGCAGCUGUGGUUCAAGCCCAGUUACAUCUGCCUGUGGUUCCAGCCCCUGCCGGCCUUCUGACGUCUCCACCGCCACCCUCAGCCCCUUCACUGCCCCCUUACUUCACCAAGGGCUCCAUCAUCCAGUUGGCAGAUGGGGAAUUGAAGCGGGUGGAGGACCUGAAGACGGAGGAUUUCAUUCAGAGUGCUGAGAUCAGCAAUGAGCUGAAGAUUGACUCCAGCACAGUAGAGCGCAUCGACAGCAGUCAUACGCCUAACUUUGCUAUUAUACAGUUUGCUGUCGGAGAGCAUCGCUCACAGGUCAGCGUGGAGGUGCUAGUAGAGUAUCCUUUCUUCGUGUUCGGCCAGGGCUGGUCAUCAUGUUGUCCAGAACGGACGACCCAGCUGCUCGAGUUGCCAUGCACCAAGCUUUCAGUAGGCGACGUUUGCAUCUCCCUCACACUGAAGAACCUGAGGAAUGGCUCCAUCAAGAAAAACCAGGGGCAAGUCUUGGAUGCGCCUUCCCUCGGUCCACCACUUAAAUCACCCAAAGCACUCUCAAGCGGCAUGCGAGGGGGUGUUCGGCACACAGAACAGGAAAACGGACUCGGGCAGUGUGGAGAUCAGGGAGGUGGAGGCGUUCAAGGCAAUAGAGAGAAUGGAGAACUGAGGUUUGGCGAAAGAGACAUCUGCAAAGCACCACCGGUCACUGAAUCAGAGUCUGGCAGCAAACCCACAGGCCGCAAAAGGAGGUGGUCGGCCCCUGAGGGCCGCAAAGUAGAAAAUCCUGAAGGAGAGCCUCCUUUAACGUUCCCCAAACCUUCCUUCAUCCCUCAGGAGGUUAAAAUCAGUAUCGAAGGCAGAUCAAAUAUUGGAAAGUGAAUGCACAUUGGACUGUCAUAUUUUAAAAGCAAAAUUUGCCCUUGGAAUGUUUUAGGUUCUUUAUUUUAUGUUCUGAUUUAAUUUUCUAUCCAGAUUAAUUUACCUAAAGGCUAAAUUUACUCCGUAUGUACAUUAUCACUUCUAACAUUGUAAUAGAUGCAUUCAAUAUUACACAGGCAAUUGGGUGCAGUUCAUUUGAUUGGUCAAAUUCUGGGUGGGUGUAGUGCAAGGUGGGAAGGUCGUGAGAUACCUUAGCACUGCAUGAUAUUCUGAAGGCUUCAGUAUACACAAUCAGUCACAGCUAACAAGGCUAAGACGUCUCUCCAGUCUCUCAUCUACGACAUCCUCUACUUUAUUUUUUAGCUCAGACAAACCUGGUUUAACUAUACCUAGUGGCAAUUAAAUCAUUUGCCUGCUGAGUGAACCUGAAAAUGUUAGUAAGGGAAGAUGAACAACUGGUGUGAAUAACAUUGCUAAUGGUGGCAGAACGGAAAUCACUCCUCCACUGGUUGCAGGAGUUUACAUGAUGUCAGCCAUCUUGUUUAACUGUGACUAAAAAAGACUAUCCAAAUCAAUGCUAACAAUGUAUCGUCAGCGCAGUUAGACUAGCAUAGAUUAUAUUAACAUUUAUCGAAAUGCAAGAAGAGGUUUCCAAAUACUAUGGUACAGGCCAAGAGAGAUGAUGUCAUUGAGCGGUGCCAGUUGCUCCUCAGAAAGACGAAACUAUCAUUUAAAACAGGGAAGAUGGACUAGUCUAUUUUUAUAUAUCCAACCUUUUAUUUGACUAUUUUUGUAGUUUUGCAUGUUUUAAUUUUCCGUCUCACUUUUCAAACCCUCCUAUCACACAUGAUGGGUAGUUUUUUUUUUCUUUUCUUUUCUUUUUUUGUGAUGAAUGUGUAAACCUUGCAAUCAGGGGUCAUUUUUUUUACGUAGGCACAGGAUGGGUUCUUGUCUAUGUAUAUGUAUAUGCAUGGAUGUAUCUUGAUGCAUACAAACAUAAUGGGUGAGAAGAUCGACCAGUCCCUUGUUUUUAGCGCAGUCUCACCUGUUUUUGUUCAAACAAGAGAAAGUAGAUAUUUUUUCCGAAAGAAAGAGAGCGAAAGUUGUCUGAGAAGGAUGAGAUGAGUGUUGUCCUGAAGCACUUACUUAACACACCUGUCAUGCUCACUAGCUGAUAGUAACUUCAAUCAAAUGAAUCAAAUUAUUAUGUUAAUUAUUACUAUUAUUAUUAUUAUUAUUAUUAUUGCUACUACUAUUUUCUGUUGUUCUUUCAACAUGAACACAGUACUGUAUGCUGUAUCAUGAAUUGGAUGUUGUGUGGCACUCUGUGGGAUGGUGAUGGCUCACAAGGGUCACUGUGAAGGGAUGAAUGUAACAGGUGAUGAAAGAGAAAACAAUGAGAUUUUGUCCCCAAGAGGACUGUUUUAAAGGAAGCACUUUUUUUAUUUGCGUAUGAUUGGCUUAGCCUUCUCAAGCAAUCUGACGACUUGAGUAAAGACGGGCACAAGAGGCCGCGGACCGUGAAACAACUGCCAUUUAAGUCAUUUAAAGCAAAAAGAGUCGUAUGAAAGUGUGAAUGCAGGUGGGAAGAAGUACAGAGACUGUUUAUAUAUUUGUGAGAGAUAUGAGAGACAAAGUGAAAGUGAGAAACUCUGGCUACAGGAUUCUUCGGAGGAUCGAAGGGUGUCGUAUACCUGUUUGUUAGCAAUGUAUGUGGUCGUGCACGCAUGCGAGUCCGUGUGCGGUUGCACAUGGGCUCAAACACACAUAAACACGUACAUGGUUACGGUAAUUUUCAAUCAUGUUGAAAUAUGUCAUGUAUUUUUUUGUACAUUAACAUGUAUAGAACUGCAUAUGCUAUAUCUAUCUUACUGUAUGAGAGCGCAAGACUACAUGAGCACGUUUUUAGUCCCGUCCCCCAAGACACUUGACUCAUUGAACGUAUGUGAAAGCAGUCAUGUAGUAAUUUCAGUGAUCUGUAGUAUAUUUGUGUGAGCGUGUGUGAGUGUGUGUUUGUGUGUGUGCAAGUGUAUGUGUGUGUGUACAUACCACACAUAUUAUAAAUAGAUAUUUAAGUUCUACUUAAAAGAAUAUUGCAAUUUGCACAUCUGGAGAGAUAGUAACAUGAUUUAUUUUGUUUUCUGCCAGCACAGGACAGGGCCGAAAACCUGAUUUUUACUGAAAUGUAGCAGUUUCUUGACAAGUUUGCUUGGUUCGCAGGUCUGUUGGGUUCAUUUUCAUUAGGAACGUCAGGAAGCCCCUUUUCAGGGGGUUUGAAUCACACACAAACACACAAAAGUAGGAUUGUGCACGGUGCUGUCAAAGUGUUCGCUUCAUAGGGGUGGAUGAAGUCAUAGCCUGUAGCCUGCAUACUUGUUGAGUCCUUUGAGUGGCCACACUCAAGUUAGCUUGGGAAGGUGAAGAUCUGGCAGGAGGAUGGGUGGUAGUAGAGAAUAAAAGAUACAUAGAUGGAUGGAUUGAGUUAAUGAAUGGUGGAGGGCGGGUGGGUGAGUGCACCCCAUAUACAAUUUGAAAAUGCUUUAUUUUUUUAUAAUAAAACAGGGUUUCUCAGAUCAACACCACAACCGUGCAUUUUUUUCUUUUUUCCAUUUGACAUGAUGUCUCUGUCCCCUCAAAGUGUGAGUUUUACUUGGAUUGUAUGUGUGUGGAUGUAUCUGCUCUAACCAAUCAAACUUGAUAUUUUCGUUGUGUUCAACAUUUAUUUUGGGCCAAAAGGUAGAAAUAAGAUGUGAUAUUGUUUGUCCAUUGAACCACCCCAACAACACGACUGUCAAUGGUGAAUCAGUCUUGCGUUUUUUUUGUUUUUUUUCUGAUCUUUCGCUGUUGUCCUUCUCUUCAUGUAAUGAUCAGUGUUUUGGAUGUCGCUCAUUGCUUCGAUCAUUUUACAGCCUGCCUCCUUCUGGUUGCACAGUGCGGUUCCACGUACACACGAGAUGCAUUCCGAACAACGGCACGUAGCAAUAACCCUUAGUCUCUAGUGCUGAACCAAAAAAUAUAUAAAAAAACAGAGAACCGGACAUCAACGCCAGACCUUCUGUUCGACCUCAGCAAGCUGGGUUUUUUUAUCCUCUUUAGGUUGAUUUGCGGUUUGCACAUCCAGCCCUCAGUAACUUCAGGGAGAAAUGUAAAUUAAUAUGCAGUGACAGAGUCUGUCCCCUUCUAGUCGUCUUAACCCGUAAUCGAUAGUGACCUCCAGAUGCUCUUCAGGUGCCCAUACAGAACCAGUACGCCUCUCUCAGAGUAUGUUUACCCAACUGCAACCGUUAGCUACCUUCUGUUGCCUGGCAUGUACGUGCGACCGCUUUCUCACCCGGCUCACCCGCUAUAGUUCAAGAACGUUGUUUUCUUUUCUCUCUUUUUAUCUGUCUCUUUCUCUCUCUCUCUCUCAUUCAUAGCCAUAGAACCUCGACAGUAUUUGUGAUGGAGUUUCAUAUUACCUAGCUUGUUGAAAUUACAGUAGUUUUUUGGGGGGGUUAAGUGGAAAAGUCAAUUAUAACUCUCCACCUAUUAUAUCUAUUAGAGUCGAUGUAAAUUGACAUUUCAACCCAUUUUACUUCCAUAAUGUGAUGUAUUUCAGAGUUAAAAAGGAUAUUCAAUCAAGAAAACUGGCUUUUCGAACCAGAAUGCAUACCAGAUUGACCCUUCGCAGGGAGCUUGAUUGACAGGCGAUCUGACCAAUCAUAAAGCCGAAUCUGCCAUUUUGACAAACAAAUCAGACAGUAGAGUAGGUUAACUUCGGUGGACUUAAACUUGCAAAAUUGUGUGUAUUUUGACAUCUUUCCGUGGUUGAAAUAAAAUACUUUCCCAUUUCCAUUCAUGUUUAUUUUGUGCUUUACAUAAAUAUGAAAAGGUGAUCGGUUCACGUGCCACUUGAACUGAGGUGCUACUGUGACCUGUCACGACACAUUAGAGAGCCACAGAAUUAUUUAUUAUUUAUUGUUUGAAUUUCUUACAAAAUGACAAAAUUUUAAAGCUGAGACUUUGUUUCAUACCGGAAGUAACCUGCUCUGUCUUGUCUGUUGGCACAUUGUCAGUGUCUACUUUGCUCCGCAAUGUAUUUUUCAGAACAUGAUGUAUGGCGUGAGAGUGGCAUGACUUAUCGGACAUAGCAAGGGGGUGGGUCUUUGUGAAGGGUCAAUUGGUCAAUAUUCAUCCCAUAGCCUUUCUAGCUUAAGUGUUGUCAGUGAACAAGCAAAGUUUAUUUAUAUUCUAUACAAUGAAUCGCUCACAAUAAGAUCUGGAAUAGGCAUUGAGGAAGUAAAUAGGGUUCAUUUUGAUUCACUUGUUAUAAACCAGGACAAAAGCAGUUGUAAAUGUAUAAUUCCAGGUAUGUUUUUUUUGUUUGCAUUUGGACUUUAAGAUGUUACGACUUUAAUCUGAGCGUCCAUGUCACUGAUUGUCUCUCAAAUAUUGAGGAAUAAGUCCAACUGCAGAUGAAUUAAACAUGCUUGACGUGCGAUGACCUGAAUGAAUGAAACAUCACAGAUGUUCUGUGCCGUCACAUUUGAUGGUCAUCACAAACAAAGAGAAUAAAAGAUGCACAUGGUACAGCUGGCGCUUUAUUGUGCUGAUAAUGAUAGUCUCUUGUGACCUCCACGCAGAGAGAGACGAGAAAAAUAAGUGAACAUUACAAGCGGCGGACGCUUUUUUUUUUUUUUUUUUUAAAGCGUUAAUGUCAUUUAAAAACUCAAACCCCACUGAUGACGUUCUAAACUCUUCUGUUUAAGUUUGACAUGUUACACUCGUAACAGUUCGUGCCAUCUGUAUGUAGCACUGUUUCUGUGGUUUCCAUUCAUAUACCUUCUCCCUUAAAUUGUACUGCUUGUUUAAAACCAAUUGUAGCCUGUGGGUUUUAUGAUUUUAUUUUGCUAUUUGUAAGUGAAUAUGGCAAAUAUUGUGUUUUCACUUUGUAGUGAACCCCUGAUCUAUCAUUUUUGCACAUUUUUGCUUUUUUUUCCCCUCAGUGUGUUUCAUUCUCUUUGGCAGAGGGGUGAGUUUGCUGUCUGUGACAUUGACAACAUCAUUUGCUUUUCUGUUAAAGGUCAAAAUCUUUCCUUGGGCUUACUCAGGGAUGAGAAAUAGGUGUGAAUGUGUGUGUGUUGAGGAGGUUUUGUGACCUUUGAAAGGUUUGUGUACAUGUAAAGAGAUAAAUAUAUACAUAUAUAUAUAUAUAUAUAUAUAUAUAUAUAUAUAUAUAUAUAUAUAUAUAUAUAUAUAUAUAUAUAUAUAUAUAUAUAUUCUUGUGUGUUAAACUGCUGUAACCAGAAGCAGUCAUUUCAUUGGCCCAGUGCUUUGGUUUCCCACAAUGUCUCUACACCAUAUGAGGCCUUCCUAACACACUCUGUCCGUCUCUGUGUAUCCGUCUGUUGGUCCGCAUCACAAGCUGUCUGUCCGUCUGCCUGUUGUCCCUUUGACGUCACAAGCCCAGAUCCUCACACAUGCAAGAUACUGAAAAAAGACUGAGAAAUGAUUCAUCGACCUCAUCAAAGUGGGGACCACUUUUAUAGAAACAAACAAAAACAAAAUGCACAUUUUUUUUGUCAUUUAUAGAAUAGAUAGACUUGAUAAUACUGUUUCAGCACUUUCUAAUCCCGAGGAAGAUAGGGUGAGAGGUUGGUGUCAUCGCAGUUUCUCCCCUCCAAUACGAAUUCCCUCUGUCUUGGCCCGUUCCUGGGUCCAACGGGCUGAGACGUCGAGGACAGAGAGUUGAAAUAAAGUUGGAAUGGUCCUCUAUGAACCUGAGAUGACUUUACUUUUUGUUGUACUGAUGUGUGCUCGAACACCGUUGUUCGGUUUUAUUUGUUUUAUUUUCAUGUUGGUUCUAUAUUUGACCUUGCUUCAUGUACUUUGGACUUUGUACUUUUGCUUCGGUCUCCUCUGUAGCACUCUUUUAUCAUGGUAGGAGACGAGAGAAAGUGUUUUAAUGAAUGUUUUUAAGAGUUUUUGAGCGGCUCUGUGACAGCUCGCUCUCUCACAAGAGGAGCACAGCUGACAAUUUCCUUGUUUUUACUUUCAUUUCUCUGGCACAAAUGACAAAAAAGACGAAUGUUGGAUUGCGAGUUUCAGCAGUUUGAAAAAUAAAUCAAAAGAUUUUCUUUUCUUUUAUUGUGGCUCUCAUUGAAAAAACGACAAAAAAGCUUUUAUUUUGAGUUUUAUUUUGACUUUGAAAUCACUUGUAAAAUCAGUCAGAAUUUCUCUGUUCAACUUGACUGUUGUUUGACAUCUUGUCAAUUGUCCAAACCGCUGGAUUAAUAACCUCAGGCUGAGAAUCUUCUACAAGCCCACAUUACGGUUUUGUUUCACCCUAACUAACUGAUGUAUGGGCUGCUUGAUAUGGGUAUUGUAACUAGUCCUAUUGUUAAUUCUAUAAUUAAUAAAUGAGCAUUCAGCUAUAUCAGUGCUGGAUAGUGAAAACCGUGCAAACUCCUUAAAAAAAAAAAAAAAAAAGGAGGCAUGCCCGGCCCUUGUCCUUGUCAUGCCGUUUUGGUGAGCCGGUAAACUGAUAAACAGUUCCUCAGAGAGAGGUACGUCCUGUGUUCUGUCACCCUCAUCUGGCCGGGCGCAGGAAAAAGACUUGAGCAACCAUCCUCUGAUGAAUCCUGAGGAGUAUAUGUCACUGUUGGGUUGAACUGGACACUCAACCCUGGUUGACCACUGAGAACUAAACGCCAGGGACGUGUUGACCAUCACAGGCCUGAACCGACUCGUGUACAGAUGCUGUUUUCACAUACCCGAUGUCACCUUCACGCAUAGCAAUCAACAGCCUCGUAACGUGUGUAUUUAUCCUUCAGAAUUUGUACAACUACACUCUCGAGAUUACAUAUCUUCAAGAAAAAAGGUCAUUUUGUAAUUCUGGAUUUCUUGCCAAUGAAUGCUUAAUAAGAUGUCUCUGUAAAACUGUACUCUGUAAAAUCUUUUUAGGCCUAAUUUUAACGUCAGUCAUUUCCAAGUAUGUUUUGUGUAAAUUGGAUUCUGAAUGAACAGUGGAGGUAGUUUCUCAGCACUUUGAAUAAUCGCCCCAUGAUUUUAAAGCUGAGGCCAGAUACGCAAACUAUUAGCCGGAGGUGAAAUAACACUAUGUACUCCUUGUCAGGUGAACGGCGUUUGGUUAUCAUUAAAUGUGAACGCAUGUCCAGCCACCUCUUCUUUUUUUUUUUUUUUCCUUUUGAGAUUGAAAAGUGUUUUGUGAUGCACAGGAAGCCAUUGGUCAUUCCUCAGGAAGGAGUGGGUUCAGAUAUAGCAGUAAAACCCCAGGCUUGCUGGACUAGAGGUGUUGCAGGUCUUGUCAUAAAGAGAUUUGAAGUCUUCCAUUGGAAGGGAAAUGGAAGCUGUUUCUAGUUUCUUUUUUCACUUGCCAUUGGGCAGAAAGAUCCACGAGCAUAAAACCUCCGGAUUGGACCUUUACCUGCUGUUUGAAAGCAAUGACUGGGUGGAUGCAUAUUGUCAGUGUUGUUGUUUUCUUCAUAGCUUCAAUGCUGUGGAUUUGCUGGACCUAUAGUGUGUAAGACACCACUCAGAAAUGUUGAGCGAGACUGUUAAAGAAAAAUUGAAUGUCACAUCCAAUCCUGAGGUUCUAUUUUCUUGGAAUUGUAUCAGAGGAGUCUGGCCAGUAGCAAGAGAUGGUCGUUGGAAGCGGAAGUAGUGUUUUGCACCUUAUUUAGUAAAGGAAACUAGAUAUUAAAAAAAUAUAAAGCCCUAGGUAGGAAAUCAUUGUGAAAGGCAAUUUUUUUUUUUUUUUCUUUUGGUUCAUUUUAUUUCCAUAUGCGUGCAUACUCUGUAAGUUGUGCAAAAUAUUGUACUUGCACUAGCUUUUUUAAAAAGAAAACUAAUAUAAAAAAAUUUGAAUUGAAAUUCUAUUUUCUAAUUGUGGUGUGUCUAUUUGUAGGAUACACUCACGUUGUUUCUUGGAUUUUUUGGUCCCUUUCUUUGAUGGUGCUUGCCGGUUUUCUAGUUAGAACUUAUUUCAUUAUUCUGAACAACAAAACAAUAUUUGAUUCAGGUUGUGAACAAAUUUGUUUAAAAAAGAAAUUGUCUGUAUACCAGUACAAGUUUAUUGUUGCAGUAUACACGUACUAAUAAAAAUUACAGUGCCAAUUGCAAACUGCA
This is a messenger RNA of Onychostoma macrolepis, 11488 nucleotides long. RefSeq names its product ataxin 1a (gene atxn1a). Gene Ontology annotation, biological process: nervous system development; negative regulation of transcription by RNA polymerase II. Gene Ontology annotation, molecular function: protein binding; RNA binding. Gene Ontology annotation, cellular component: nucleus. The transcript has 5 exons. The coding region runs from base 998 to 3361 and encodes 787 amino acids. Lineage: Eukaryota; Metazoa; Chordata; Actinopteri; Cypriniformes; Cyprinidae. The record is from RefSeq and is a predicted model, not a curated record.